Ochlerotatus camptorhynchus is the source of this 4536-nucleotide messenger RNA. RefSeq names its product Gp150 (gene Gp150). Gene Ontology annotation, molecular function: protein binding. The transcript has 9 exons. The coding region runs from base 233 to 3556 and encodes 1107 amino acids. Lineage: Eukaryota; Metazoa; Arthropoda; Insecta; Diptera; Culicidae. The record is from RefSeq and is a predicted model, not a curated record.
GGACAUGUUGCUUCACUACUGAGUUAACUUUUGACGAGUGAAGUUGGGAAGUGCUGUUCGGAUUUGUCGCCGUUUAGAACAUCUAUUGAGUGAAAAGGAAUUGAAGAAAAAGUCAACUGGAUUUAGAUAAAUAGUGAAGAGCCGAAGAGUGUAGAGCAAAAUACACUGCUAGUUUUCGGGUGGAUACAUCGAUAGCGCAUUUCGAAUAGUUAUAAGAAGAACCGCACAAGCGAUGAGCUACCAGUGCAUACUGGUGCUCACGCUGUCGCUCCUGGCGACGAGCGUGAGUUUAGCGAAUCCUGCCGCCGAGAAGGCCACUGCCAGCAGCAGUGCCUUGCCAAAGGCUCAGGAUCCUAUGUUCAACAAAAUGCUCGCCGAGAAAUCGGACAUUCCGAUGGCGCAUGAUCCCCGAUUCAACAAGAUGUACCCAGAGGUUGACUCCACGGAAAACCAAAUCGAUGACGAAGACAAGGACGCACUGCUGCCCAAGAAGCCUGCUUCCGAUCUGAACCCUAAGUACUCCCAGCAUGCGGCCGUUCUGAAGAAGCUCGAGAAGGAACAACAGCAGAAGCAACCGAAGGCGGAGUCUACCACCGUAGGAAUUGUCCCCAUCGACAACGCCGAGGAGAAGGAUAGCUUCGACGACGAUGAUAGCUACGAAGAUGAAGAUCUUCUUCCUAACGAAGACAUCAAGAAUAUCGACGAAGAAAUUCUUCUACCACAAAUCGAGGAUCUCUCAGACCUCCCGCCCGCUCAACCCUAUAAGGUUGAGUCCAAGGAAGUCGAUGUCAUUGAAGCAAAAGAGGUCGUCACAUCCCAAAAACCGACCACUAGCUCUACCACCGCUACUGCCCCGGUCUCAGUCAGCUCGACUGCUGCGCCCGAUGAGGAGUACUAUAAUGACAAUGAUGAGGAUAGCAGCGAGGAACUAGAGAACGAAAAGAUCGAUCCCCUAGCAAUUCAAAAACUGCUCGCAAAGAAUGCUCAGAAGUCUACCGAAGCCGCUCCAAAAACAUCUACCAUCACCGGUAAGCCGAAGCCAACCGGCAAAGCAAAGAGUUCGUCGACCACGGCCAAGUCUACGACUGGCGAAAACGAGAUCCUGGAUGAAAUCGACGAGGACGACGAAGACUACAUGUACAAGGACGAGUACGACGAUGAAGAUACCGGAGACGACAAGAUCGAUUUCGACGCCGUCAACAAGCUGCUGAGCCAAAAGAAGCAAAAGCAAAAGGAAUCGACCACAGCCACCGGCAAGAAAAACGACAGCAAGAGUGCUAGCCAAAACUACGCCGAGUACUACGACGAGGAAGACGACGACGAUGACGAUGACUACAACCUGGAGGAGCAAGUCCACCUGUGCCCACGAGAUUGCAUCUGUGAGCGUAACAUGCACGCCUACCUGGUCGCGACCUGCAGCCGGCUGGACCUGGAUACGCAAAAGUUCUCGCCAUCAAUCACCGAUCUUCAAGUUCUUGAUGUCGGUCCAAAAUAUCCGAUCGUAUUGAGUCCAGAGUUCUUCAAACAAAUUGACCUGUCCCACGUAGUCUCGAUCAAGAUCAGCAACUGCACGAUCGAGUACAUCAGCCCGACUGCUUUCGCCGGUCUGGACGAUCUGUACUCCGUCAAUCUCACCAACUCAGGAAUCGAUAUGCUCCAUCCGGAUACCUUUGCCAACAACACCAAGCUACGUCUGCUCACCCUAUCCGGAAACGAUCUAAGUCCCAUGCAAAGCGUCAACUACAACACUCCGUACACGGAGUACAUGCUGAAGGCUCCCUCUAUCGAAGAGCUGGAUAUUUCCAAAUGCAACCUGCAGGAUCUACUGCCAACGGCAUUCAAUGAGCUGAAAAACAUCAUCUACAUCAACCUGGCUGACAACAAGUUGCGAACCCUUCCGGAGGGCAUCUUCGACAAGGUGGAAACGAUCGAAGAACUGGACCUGUCGAUGAACAACAUCGCCGAACUGCCGAAGAACAUCUUCAACAAGACGUCCCUGGCUAUCCUACAUCUGAAGUACAACCUGAUCAGCAGCAACCUAGACUUUGUAACGACCGAUCUGCAGAAGCUUGACCUAAGCUACUGCCAGAUCCGCACCAUCAACGGUCAGAUGUUCAAGGGAAUGGAAGGACUUACCAAUCUGAUCCUGAAGGGCAACCGCAUCAAGAAGAUCAAUCAGAUUGCUUUCACCUCAUUGAAGAGCCUCCGCCAAAUCGAUCUGUCGCAGAACAAUUUGGAACAGAUUUCGUCUCUGACCUUCAUCGGUAACAAAGACCUGGAUAUCAUCAAAUUGAAUGACAAUCCCCGUCUGAAGCAGCUUCCGGCUGAAGGAUUCCAGAGCUCCUAUGGAACAUUCAAUGCAUACUUCCUGGACGUGUCCAACUGUGACAUCUCCGAAUUGGCCGACAAUACCUUCAAGACGAUGCCACAGCUGACCAGGUUGAAUCUGGCCUGGAACAACUUGCAAACCGUUGGCGCAGCGGUGCUGAGCCCAUUGGACAAGCUGAUGGAACUGGACCUGAGCAAUAACCUGAUUACGGAACUGAGCGAUGAGACCUUCCUGCAAAACAGGAAUCUAAAUAAGCUCAAUCUGUCCGGAAACCAGAUUUCCCGCCUGUCAGCGAAAUUGUUCCUGCCACUGCAAUACCUAAACCACCUGGAUGUUAGUGACUGCGACCUGCGAACCAUCUGGGAGUCAUCCGCUCCGAACGUCAAGAGUGCCAAGGUUCUUCCCAACCUGAAGCUGCUGAACGCUUCCUACAACGAAAUUUCCAUCGUGUACGUUUCGGACCUGGAAUCGAUGGCCAGUCUUCGGGUACUGGACAUAAAGAACAAUUCGCUCAAGUGCAAUCCGUACUUCAAAACGUUGAUCAAAUGGCUCGGAGUCAAGAAGGUAUCUCUGGGAGACGCCAGCAAGGAACAGCGAACUCACGCCGAGUUGAAUGCCUACAUUACGGACAAUUCUGCUCCACUGAUCGAAUGGAGCCAGUUUGCUCAGGAGAUUUGUCAGACCGGUAAGAAUGGUGCGGAUUCGCCAGUACUAAUCAAAGAUACCGAGCAGGACGACGACGAUGAUGACGAUGUCGCGGAAGAUGAAACGGAAGAUGAUGAUGAGUACUCGGACGAACAGAUCACUGAUGUGAUCGAUAGCCGAGACAACGCAAACGAGCUGUACGAUGAUGCCCUAGAGGAUGAUGACGAAGAAGACGAAAUCAUCGAAGCUGCCAACGGGGUGCAGAACUUUGGACAAGCUAUCCUGACUGGUAAUGGCAAAUCCGAAGAUCCAUUAGAGGAGGAAGUACUCAUUCUUGACGGCAACACUCUGCUGCAAAUCAGUGGUCUUUGGCUGCCGAUCUUCUGCAUCGCCCUGGGCAUUGUAGUGAUUUGCCUCGCCGUCAAUAGGAUCUUCGCGAUCAUGAUGAGGAAACGAGGCGAACGCUACCGCCAGGCGCUGCUGGCUUCCAAGAACUCGAUCGUCUACCAGAAACUGACGGAAGACAUUACGGCGCCCAAAACACCCAAGGUGCACCGGUACGCUCCGAUUCAGCAGGUCUAACGUUGAGACCUUGUCCUUCUCCUUCGUAGAACUACUUAACAUCAAACAGCCACGCAAGCUUCCGAGCGGUCGUUCCCCGGCGGAGGACCUUCUUCCAAGCGCUGCAAGAAAAGAUUUCCAGUCCUUCCAAACUACAACAGUCAGCUAUUUACGAUUUUUUUUUGUAACAAAUUAUAUUAGUAGUAAGGUAUCAGAGUACUUAUAGCGAGAGGAUAAAGUGAGCAAACAUAAGCAGCAGUAAUUGUAUUUAUUAAGUUUUUUCUUUUCACUUAAAACGCAAAAAAUAGUAGAUGUGCACUGAUAUCUUUUAACAGGACAAAACCCCCAACAAACAGACAAUUAACGGUCACCGAUUAGAAUCUUGGAAGACGUAUAAAGUGUGCUUUUUUUUGUUGAACAUUCCGUUGUAUACCAAUUUACUGAGAAUAUUUUCCCUGAUGUUUCACGUUACUCUUCAUGUUUCCUCCUAUUUACCCUCACAAGAAGAAGCAAUUCCGCUCCAAUUUUCGUUCCGGACUAUAUAUACAUAUUUAUACACAUAGGCAUAUCGAACCACCAAAACGAAAAUUUAUAGAAGCUCACACCAUCGGUGAGCAGAUCAAAGGAUGAAGAUUAUAGUAAUAAUGAUAUAGACAAAAGUAUUAAUACUUCCACCAUGUGCCAUUGGAUAAAGAAACACAACUCAGCAAACACCACACACAUACAGAGAUAACAAUGGAAGAAUUGAAUAAAGAAAUUUGGAUUUCCCUAACCCUGCGGUCUUGUUUGGCUUGACGGAGAAGUAUAAAAAAUACAGAAAACAUGGCCAAAUGUAUUGCAAAGAAACCUAUUGGUGAGAGCCUGGAGCAUAGUCUGUCUGGAAACAAAAACGAAAACUUGAGUGUAUUAUUUUUUUCUCUUUAAAUUAUUGUGGAACCAUUUUACAACUGAUAACAAUUUGUCGUUUGUUUUGAUAAAAUAAAGCGGUUUUAUCAAACUCA